AUGGACAAGGAACACACCAAGGGAAACCCUCAUGGAGGACAGGAUACACGGAGCUUCGACGCGAAGCUAGUCGAAUCUCUAGAUCAGCCGCCGACUUACAAUGACGCCGGCCCGCCUCGCGUCGCCAUGCAGGCCCCAGGGCAACCGCCGCACGAUCACCGAAUGUGCAUCCCAUUGGACCAACUGCGCGACGUGCCCAGCCCGAUUCAGUGCCCGUACUGCGGGUUCCAAGGCGUGACCAGAGUCGAGCACAUCGCCGGUCGACGGACCCGACGAUCGGCCGGACUCCUCUUCGCCGCCACCGUGGUCCUCGCCCCGGUCCCCUAUCUCACCAACGGCACCAAGGACGUCCGCCACUUCUGCGCAAACUGUCGAGUGUGCGUCGCCGUCUGGCUGAAUGAGAGGAACUCCCCGGGCCAGACACAUGUCGUGGCACAUCAGAAUCGAGUGGGUGGGACCUAUGAUAGGGGCUCGGUCUGA
Messenger RNA from Fonsecaea nubica, 480 nucleotides. RefSeq lists its product as hypothetical. Lineage: Eukaryota; Fungi; Ascomycota; Eurotiomycetes; Chaetothyriales; Herpotrichiellaceae. The record is from RefSeq and is a predicted model, not a curated record. The transcript has 3 exons. Bases 1 to 480 code for a protein of 159 amino acids. Gene Ontology annotation, molecular function: zinc ion binding.